Molecule: messenger RNA, 429 nt
Organism: Pochonia chlamydosporia 170
Lineage: Eukaryota; Fungi; Ascomycota; Sordariomycetes; Hypocreales; Clavicipitaceae
Product: cytochrome b5
Exons: 3
Coding region: 1-429 (142 amino acids)
Biological process (GO): sterol biosynthetic process
Cellular component (GO): intracellular membrane-bounded organelle; endoplasmic reticulum membrane
Molecular function (GO): heme binding
Source: RefSeq, a predicted model, not a curated record
AUGUCUUCCACCGUCGAGCUUACCUACCAAGAUGUUGCUGAGCACAACACCAAGAAGGACAUCUAUGUCGUGGUUCACGACAAGAUCUACGACUGCACGCAGUUCGUCGACGAGCACCCUGGUGGUGAGGAAGUCUUGCUCGACUGCGCAGGUCAAGAUGCUACCGAGGCUUUCGAGGACGUCGGCCACAGCGACGAGGCCCGCGAGACUCUCGACAAGUUGCUAGUCGGUGUCCUGAAGCGACAGCCCGGCGACCCUACCCCCAAGACCGCUCCUCCUACCUCCUCCGGUACCACCUCAGGCAACAGCGACAGCACUGGCGUCGGCGUCGGUGUCUACUUCAUCAUCCUCAUCGGUGGUGCCCUGGGAUACUUCGCUUUCCAGUACAUGGCCAAGCAGCAGCAGGCUCAACAAGCUGGUGCCGCAUAA